AUGAGUGCGAGGGGGUACGACAGCGACGCACAGUGCAUUGUCACACCCACACACAUGGAUCGAUUCGCCGGAUCACCUGCUGCUCGAGGUUUCCGUCGGUUAGGGCUAGGUAAUUUGAUCGAACAGAGUCACGAUAUGCCGAGCUCUGGGUUUGGGGCGAACGAGAGAAACCACAUGAUCUCGGAGACCCGCGAGGCACCCCCGGGAAUGUGCUUCACACCACCAGGCAGUCUGAAUCUUCCUCUGAGCAUGCGUGGUACCGGUACCCCUUGUGCAACAGACGAAGGAACUCGGUCUCUGCCUUCACUCGGGGAAGGACGACUCGAGGAUCAUCCCGGUAACAGACCUGACUUUGCGAGAUCUCUCCCGAGCUUGCCCCUCAGUCAAGGCGGAUCAAAUCCUUCACAUCUGGAGCGAUUCCCGACCAUUGAGGUCCCAGUUGGUUUUAAUGGACAAAACCUCAUGGCUGACUGGGUCCAAUUUCUCAAGACGAAAGGUCAAAACCACAGUAUGACGUCGUCGGGGUCUUUGACCAACCAAGCAGCGGAUAUCACAGUGCCCAAAAGCCGACAGUCAAACACAUCUCCCAGAUCAUUCUCAGGAACUCGAUCGCUCCAUCUGGGCGACCUAGGGAUUUCGCACAUGCUGGCCGCCCCAUCAAUGUCGUCAGAACUUUUGUCCGGCAAUCCAUCAACAGUAGAUUUGGUGCGCGCAAAUAGAUAUGGCAUGCUACUAUCCUCAUCGAACGAGAAGAAUCGCCCUCACCAAAAGUCAGAAACGUCCGCCAAUGCCGGGUCGGGAUCUCAAAGCCAGGCUUUUCCCCAUAAACGAGACGCAUCUUCGAUCUACUCACGUCCAAGCAGUCCGUUCUCGGCAGGUGCACCCACUAAUCCUCAGUCGCCCAAGGUCCACGCGGUCAAUAUUCUCAAAAGCACGCUAGGAAGCAAAGAUAACUUAUUGGGUGAAAGUGCCAUCGUGGAGAAUAACCCGGACCAGCGAAUUGAUUUCUUGCAAAGCAAGUUCGUUGAGCGUUUUGAUUCUGCAAGCGCUGAGGCAUACCGCGUCCGCGCCGUCUCCAGUGAAGCAAGUGAACUAGGGUCCCCACGCAAAGUCAGCAUCGGCUGGAUGUCGGGGGGUCGACGUGUGGGCUAUGGUUAUACCAUGGUUUCUGGGGCUGAAGAGGGGUCAGAGCAUCCACGUUUAAAGGAUACUUCGAAUGAGAAUCAAACAUCAAACGAGAAAAUGCAGGAAGUGCCAGCCGUCGACCGGAACGAGGAAACUAAAGAUUGCCAGCUUGCAAAGCAUUCAAACAACACACUGAAACCAGCAGAAACUUCGACUGUCCAACAUGGUUCCAGCAUGACCGCUGAUGAGCCUGACUGCCAGGCACUAUCUGGAGCAGACACUCUCUCCAAGAGAAACACCGUGGCUGACAUCACUCGCGAAACCACUGUCUCAGCUUCUUUGUGGGCGAGACUGAGGAAUCGCUCCAGCAGAGAUCACGAUCACGCACUCACGACCAAUGAACCGAGCCCCCAGGUAAUACCCCCAAGCGAUCAAGGUGAUGUUCCCCCCAACGCCGGUAUCACAGGUAUCAUGACCGACACGCUCGUCAACCGAUGGUCGCGUAUGAGCCGCAAUCCAAGUAUACAGCCACGACCCCGGAAGGACAGGGAAGAUACCCACCACGGGCGCAAGACAUGGGUCCUGGGAGCUUCACGACCCGACAAGGGACAAGACACCUCGAUCUCAAUCGAGCAACCGGGGAGCCUUCAGCCCGAAGAAUGUCGUGUGACGGCGCAAGACGACAAGAACGCAUCCAAGGUGCACAACUCACCUCCCAGCGCCCCCCGAAGCAAUCGAUGGGGAUUUAUGUUCUUCAGGCACAGGCAAAGUAGGAGAAUAUCAACUGCACACCCAAAAGGUCCAUCUCAGGCCUCCUCGGGGCAGUAUCAAGACUGCACAUCGAACAGCCUGGACCGGGCCGACUCUACAAGAAGCAAUCGGGCCGAGGACUUGGCGAGCAUGUACCAGGAAUGCAUCGAGAUGCCUGGGUCGUUCGAAGGCAGCCAGUGGGCAAGCCGACUGAGUCGGGUUUUGUAG
Molecule: messenger RNA, 2103 nt
Organism: Penicillium alfredii
Lineage: Eukaryota; Fungi; Ascomycota; Eurotiomycetes; Eurotiales; Aspergillaceae
Exons: 1
Coding region: 1-2103 (700 amino acids)
Source: RefSeq, a predicted model, not a curated record